AUGGCCGCUACUUUUCAGGAUUAUAACGGACUGGCCUCGACAGCACCUCGAUCAGUUCGCAAGAAGUUCGCCAAACCGCCAGUUAAGGUAGCAUGUCUGCCUUGCCGGGCUUCCAGGACACGAUGUGGCGGCCAGAUGCCAUGCACGAACUGUGUUAGCAAAGAUAGAGAAUGCUCUUACUUGCCCAGCAAACGAGGCGGACCACGCAAAAAGAAGGAAAAGUCCUCCCUAUCGCCAGAACAAGAAUCGAGGCAAGAUGAUGCUCUUUAUAAUUCUGUCCCCUCACCCCCGGAGUUUGAAGAAGCACCGGGGAUGUUCAGCCAAAUCGAUGAACUCUCUCUGCCUGGCGCAGGUUUGAGGCAUCUCGAUUUUCAAUCCGAAAUUCCCUCCAUGUUCCAGAGCUUCUUCACUGGCGAUGGUAGUCAGUCGCACAUGCAAGUGCCCCUGAUAUCAUCACCUUCGAACAACGCUCAAACCUUUGUAAGGACCUAUGGAAGUGAGCUUGAAAUAUUGAAUGCCUAUUAUGACUUCAUUCAUAAUUAUUUCCCCAUUCUACCGCCACGGGCAUCGCCACCGUGCCGAGAUCGACCGUUGAACUGCUCUGUUCCGUGCUCGAAUACAUCCGAACCGAUGAUGAUGUACCGGCCCCGUUCACCUCUAAGUCUUGCAAUAUCUGCAAUCUUGGCUUUGAUUCCGCACCCAAGUGAUAUUGAGCCGUCGUCCGCAGCAUCUGUAAUCCAGCGCAGAACAUACGCGCAUACUUUCGCCCAACUUGCCCAUUCAACAAUCGAAGCGGAGUGCGAUCUUGAUCUGUCCUCGACUGAUCCCGGACAGGCAUUGUCUGCCGCACGACCGUUUGUUGGGCGGGAAAGAUUUCAUUCGCAAACUCCGGUGGAUUAUGAAAGUCUCCUGGCUCUCUUGGUGCUUUCAGUUUAUGAAUACUCCCAGCGCGGUAACUUACUCAAGAUGCGAUAUCGCGCUGGUCAGGCUCUUGCAAUUGCCUUGGACAAGUCACUCCAUGCUCAACUGGAGAACGAUGAAUCUUCGGAAGCUCGACGGAGAGCCUGGUGGAUGACUUAUUAUUGUGUGGUUCAAGGAUCUAUUGUUAGCACAACGAUGCCUGCUAUUGUCAUCAAUGACCCGCAGUUCACGACUCCAUACCCAUCGUUUUCAUCAGAUACCGAGGGUUGGGCUAUCUUUAUACAAGCUCAACAAGUGCUUGUAUCGGCAACCCAGUUCAUUGGUGAUCUGAACAAGUGCAUCGCGUCACAAUCAGGGAUGUAUUAUAUGUUCGAAAGAAUGCAGCAACUUGAUGCCUGGACCCAGUCUGUGAUUGCACAAGCGGAGCUACUCCCGCUUCUGCCCCAGACCUCGGAUUUCGGCGAUCACAACGAAUCCAUUACAGCCCAAAGCAUACGCGCAAUAUCCCGAAUCAAGCUAUCCAGUGCCCAAAUCAAAACGCAUCGCUUCCGAGCCUUCUCAGACAUCCCCCUUUUCAUAAAAAGACAUUGUGACCUGACGGCAGCAAAUCCAAACAGCGCCACCACAAUUGUCAGCACCAAACCCGCCGGCAUCAACAACAUCACCUGCUCCUGUUCAAACCUAACCUCUCUCGAACGAGCAACCUCAACGGAAUACAUGACCCCAUCCGAUUCCUCCACCUCAUCAGACAUCAACCCCGAAAUCAGCUCAUACGCACCUCAGUACUCGCAAUAUCCAUUCGCGGCUGGGUUCCCCUACAGCACGCAGCAAUCCGCGAAGAUCUGUCUACAGGCCGCACUCGUCAUCUCCCGCAUGUUCCACAACCUGCCCGUCCCGCAGCCUCUCUCAGACCCCCAGCAGCAGCAGGGUCGUUCGUUACCCCGGACAAUGCCCUCCUUCGCAUGCUGUCUUAUGCAAAGUAGCUAUGCUAUGUUCAUGAUCUACUAUAAGGCGCGCGUGGCGAAGCAGCUUGCGCCCGACACCGCCGAGAAUGAGCAAGGCGGAGAUUCGACUGGCCAGCUCAUUGAGGAACUCCGGCAGGGCUUAGAGCGGAUCAUCGGGGCGGUGUCGAAUUAUUCGCUUGCUUUCGAGGCAUUGGAUGGGAUGAGAGAUGAAAUCGAAGGUGCAUAUAAAACGGCGUUCCCACUCGCAUCUGUUUAA
Molecule: messenger RNA, 2142 nt
Organism: Penicillium roqueforti
Lineage: Eukaryota; Fungi; Ascomycota; Eurotiomycetes; Eurotiales; Aspergillaceae
Exons: 10
Coding region: 1-2142 (713 amino acids)
Biological process (GO): DNA-templated transcription; regulation of DNA-templated transcription
Molecular function (GO): DNA binding; DNA-binding transcription factor activity, RNA polymerase II-specific; zinc ion binding
Source: RefSeq, a predicted model, not a curated record